This is a messenger RNA of Carica papaya (papaya), 1653 nucleotides long. The record is from RefSeq and is a predicted model, not a curated record. Lineage: Eukaryota; Viridiplantae; Streptophyta; Magnoliopsida; Brassicales; Caricaceae.
CCUCUUGAACCCCUUCAUCCAUUUACCAACUCUCCACCGCCUGCAAUUUCAAUGGUAACCAGAUCCUGCUUACGACCCUCCUACCUUCCUUUCUCUAUAUUCUCCUCUCCAAUUCGCUUCUUCCUCAAACCCUCUUCGCUACCAAAAUCUGCCAUUCUAUUUCUCUCCUCCGCAAACAACGCCGCCAAUUGCAUCCCUUACGGCCCUUCUCUCCACAAAGGCAAAGUCCCAUUUCAUGGUGGCUCACAAAACCAUUCCCAACAGAUCGCCAUGGCCGAUUUCCAACGAAUCCAGCAACAAGAAGAGGAACGGGAAGGUGAAGAGGAGGACGAGGAAGACGUUCUUGCGGAGGAGCAAUUCACUAGAAUCUUCGAUGUAGACGCCCUUCGUGUACCGGCAAAAGACUGUUUCGCCCUUGAGAGCCGCCUUCGCGGGCAUCUACUCAAUUGGCCGAGAAUUCGGAAUAUAGCCAGAGUUCCUGGCGAUGAAAUUGACGAUGAUAUAAUUAAUUUCCUGGGCCGCAAAAGUGAAGUGGUGGACAAUGUUGAUUCGUUGAACCGGCGAAUAUACGGGAGAGCAGAGGGAGAUGGGGAGAAACUGAGUCCGGUUUUGUACCGGGAGAAGCUGGCGAAGACGUUUAACUCGAGGGGAUAUAUGAGGUUUAGAAAUUUGGCUAAGAUUUCAAGGCCGAGGAGGAGGAGGAGGAGGAGGAAGGAAGGGAAAGGCGGAGGAGAGGAGGAGGUGAAGGAGGAGAAGGGGAAAGGGAAGAAUAAUUUUGCAGUGGUAGAGGUUGUGGAGGAGGAAGGAGAUGAACUGAGGGGAUUGUUGGGGGAAGGUUUUAGGGGGAGGAGAAAAUGGAAGGGUUCCACAAGGUUGUUGCUUUUGGAUGAGAGAUUUGCCAACAAGGGUUUGGAGGAGCUGCCUGAGGCUAUCAAGGCUGUAUUCAGGGAAGAGACCAAUGAAAGUACAACCUCAAAUAUUGAGCUAGUGAGAUGCAAGCUGACUUUGUUUUAUGAGUAUUGGCAGAUGAAUGAGAUCUUGGAGGCUUUGCUGCCAAAGGGUAUGAUCAUCCCUUCAGCCUUUGAAAUGGUUGGGCAUAUUGCACAUCUUAACCUGAGAGAUGAACAUCUACCAUACAAGAAACUUAUAGCAAAGGUUGUUCUUGAUAAAAAUAGGCCAAAGAUAAAAACAGUUGUCAAUAAGAUUGAUGCCAUUCACAAUGACUACAGAACCAUGCAACUUGAGGUUUUGGCAGGAAAUCAUUCCCUUGUGACUACAGUUGUCGAGAAUGGACUGAGGUUUCAUGUGGAUCUAGCUACAGUGUAUUGGAAUUCAAGGCUAGCAACUGAAAGACAAAGACUUCUGAAUUGCUUCAAUCGCACUGAUGUUGUCUGUGAUGUUUUCUCUGGGGUUGGUCCAAUUGCUAUAUCUGCAGCUAAGGUAGUCAAACGUGUAUAUGCUAAUGAUUUGAACCCCUAUGCAGUGGAAUAUCUGGAAAGGAACAGUGUACUCAACAAACUUGAGAGGAAGAUUGAGGUAUUUCUCCAGUUUGAUUCCCAAUUUUCUUUAACCUAUCUCUGUUCUUCUUUUUCUUGUCUUCUUCUAUUUCUAAGCUAUACACAGGAAAAAUUAGUUUAACACUAGUCCUGCAUC